AUGAUAGGCAGAUAUAUUAACAAUACAAGCAUAUACAAUUGACUUAUUUCAGAUGCUACAGAAUUAAAAUUUUUAGAAGAAUUAGGUGAAGAAAAAUGAGAAAAGAUUGACUUUUUAACAAAGAUCACACUAAGAAGUAUUGAUGAUAAAUUGCGAACUAGCAGAGAAAACAGCAAAUACAAGCAUUUCUUUGAAAUCCAAAAUAUUGAAGAUGAAAUAGUACGCCAAUAA
Messenger RNA from Blepharisma stoltei, 231 nucleotides. NCBI's taxonomy places the organism in Eukaryota, Ciliophora, Heterotrichea, Heterotrichida, Blepharismidae. The record is from the annotation of a GenBank genome assembly.